Molecule: messenger RNA, 1188 nt
Organism: Cucumis sativus (cucumber)
Lineage: Eukaryota; Viridiplantae; Streptophyta; Magnoliopsida; Cucurbitales; Cucurbitaceae
Product: transcription factor bHLH104
Exons: 5
Coding region: 282-962 (226 amino acids)
Biological process (GO): regulation of DNA-templated transcription; intracellular iron ion homeostasis
Molecular function (GO): DNA-binding transcription factor activity; protein dimerization activity
Source: RefSeq, a predicted model, not a curated record
GAGUGGGGUUGUAGAAUUUGGCGAUGUUGGUGAGCACAGCGGAAGAGACAAUGAUCCCUCAACACGGCGGCGGUUAAUCCAUAUUCCUUCUCCCAAAAAAGUUGAAUUUUUUUACACGUGUUUCUUUAUCACUGGAUGUUCUAAUCCCCCCUCAUCGUUGUUUUUUUCUCUCCCAAUUUUCCAUUCCCUAAUUUUCCCCAAUCUCUUCGAUGGCCUAAUGGGACUGAAAUUGGAAGAAGAGGUACGGCGUUGGACGACCCUUUGAUUUCAGAUCACAUCACAUGGAUCCCUUAGAGGAUUCUAGUUGUUGGGAUUUUCUCGAUUGCUCCUUCUUCCCCGACGCCGACAAUCUUAUUAACCCUUCACUCCAUCCUUUCUGGCCUCCUAAUCAUUCCAGGAGGGAUUCUUUAGCGGAUACUGAUGUUUCAGCCGGUCAUCUCGAAUCUGAAGAAAAUGAUUGUUCCAGGAAGAGGGCGCGAGAUGGGUCGUGCGCUGGAGCAUCUUCAAAAGCUUGUCGUGAGAGGUUACGGAGGGAGAAAUUAAAUGAUAGGUUUCUAGAUUUAAGCAUUGCUUUAGAACCUAGUAGACAUACCAAAACUAACAAGCCGGCUAUACUUGAUGAUGCCAUUAGAGUGUUAAAUCAACUUAAGAAUGAAGCCGAAGAACUCAAACAAACAAAUGAAAAGUUGCGAGAAGAAGUGGAGAGUUUAAAGGCAGAGAAGAAUGAUCUUCGGAAAGAGAAAAUAAUUCUAAAAGAAGACAAGGAAAAAAUGGAACAACAGUUGAAAUCUAUAGCCAUUCCAUCUCCAGGGCUUAUACCUGGUCAUCCAGCUGCAUAUCAUGCUGCUUCAGGUAAGAUGGCUGUUUUUCCUGGUUAUGGUUUGAUCCCAAUGUGGCAAUAUCUUCCUCCAUCAAUACGAGAUACAUCUCAAGAUCAUGAGCUCAGGCCCCCUGCUGCUUAGUUUAUUUAAUUUUUAACACCUUUUAAAUAACUAGAGUAGACUUUCUCUCUUUCUUUCAUCCAUCCAUCCGUCCAUUUUUGCUUCACCAGCAUGUAAGUAUUUAUCUCAACACAUUUCCUGAUUGUUCUUCAAAACAAUUAGUUCCAAAAUGGAACCACAAUUUGCAAGGACUACUGUAUACUCCUUUUUUUUAUAUAUAUAUUUUCAACUCAAUGUCGAUUAUCUA